ACUCACAUUGGAGUCUAAGGCAAGCCUCCCCACGUUGUUAGCGAAAUUUACCUAGCCCCCCAUCCCCUCCGCGUUUUCAGAAGCAAUCUAUGCAGUAGUCAAGAAAGAGGGAGAGAGAGGGAGGUGCCAAAAGAAAUCCCAGCGAAUUCAACCCGAUGGCAAGUCUUCAACGUAGGGGAUCAUUAUCUAGGAAAGAGAAGCCCAAGGGUCGCCAUCAUGGGUUAACCCAGCAGAAGAAACAAGAGAUCAAGGAAGCAUUUGAAUUAUUUGACACAGAUGGUUCUGGCACGAUCGAUGCCAAAGAGCUGAAUGUUGCCAUGAGGGCAUUGGGCUUUGAAAUGACAGAAGAGCAAAUAGAGCAGAUGAUUAAAGAUGUAGACAAGGAUGGAAGUGGCGCAAUUGAUUUUGAUGAAUUUGUGCAUAUGAUGACAGCCAAAAUUGGAGAAAGGGACACCAAGGAAGAGCUCACAAAAGCUUUCCGCAUCAUUGACCAUGAUAAUAAUGGGAGAAUAUCUGCUGCGGACAUUGAACAUAUUGCAAAGGAGCUGGGUGAGUCAUUCACUCCCAAUGAGAUUAAAGAGAUGAUUGAAGAAGCAGACCGCAAUGGUGAUGGCGAAGUUGAUGCUGAUGAAUUCCUGAGGAUGAUGAAAAGAACCACUUUCGGAUAUUAGAAUUUUGAUGCCGAUGCGCAACAAAAACAUCAACAGCCUCUAUACAUUGCAAAAAUGAUGGAAACCACCUCAAAUCUCUACCAGUCAGGAAAUACGCCACCGAAAUAACAGUAUCUUCAUUUCUGUAAUUUGGUUUUGAAGACUAAGGUAUGUUCAUAUUCCAUGGGAUGGAUUAGUUGUUUUCUAAAUUCAAAGUGGUCUUUUUUCUCAAUUUUCCCAUUUGAGUUUCCUGCUGCAUUACAUAUCCAUUUUUUCUUAACUAGUCAUUUUGAAGACUUCUGGAUUAUAUAUUUAGCCUUUGACA
Messenger RNA from Magnolia sinica, 975 nucleotides. Its product is annotated as caltractin-like. Gene Ontology annotation, biological process: mitotic cell cycle; centriole replication. Gene Ontology annotation, cellular component: centrosome; centriole. The record is from RefSeq and is a predicted model, not a curated record. NCBI's taxonomy places the organism in Eukaryota, Viridiplantae, Streptophyta, Magnoliopsida, Magnoliales, Magnoliaceae. The transcript has 7 exons. Gene Ontology annotation, molecular function: calcium ion binding. The coding region runs from base 156 to 671 and encodes 171 amino acids.